Messenger RNA from Pseudomassariella vexata, 2051 nucleotides. RefSeq lists its product as uncharacterized. Lineage: Eukaryota; Fungi; Ascomycota; Sordariomycetes; Amphisphaeriales; Pseudomassariaceae. The record is from RefSeq and is a predicted model, not a curated record. The transcript has 3 exons. The coding region runs from base 202 to 1827 and encodes 541 amino acids.
UGGAUCCCGUCAUCCAGCCCGACCGUGGAUCAUGACUCCCCCUCAACAUCAGCCUUAUAAGCAUUCACCUACCGCCGACUACCGUAUUCCAUUUUGAGAUAGCCUUGAUAUGCACAUGAAUUCUCAGGCGUCCACUUGACUACCCACGCUGUUCGAUAGUUAGUAUCUUCAAUCCCGAUAGGAUCGCAGAGCAUAUCCGUCAUGUGGGGGCCUGCAAAUGGAGAGCAAUCGCAGUUCGAAUGGAUCGUCGACGGCGUCGCUGGCAAUAACUAUGACAAGGAAACCCGUCAUCGGAUACGAAAGCAGGCGAUGAAAAAUGUUGCAGCUGAGCGAAAACGACGUGGAAAUUAUGGAAAACUCAAUCUGCGUCAAGCUCCCAUCUUUAUGGAUCAGUUGGAUGAGGAGCUUGACAGGAUGCUGUUAGCAUCAAAUCAGACCGACGACGAUAAUUCGAGCCUACAGCCUCUAUCUCCCGCAUAUUUUAUGCCAUCCAACGAGGAGAUGAAGAAAAUGAAUAUGGUUACGCGCACAGAACAGGCCAUGCAAUUCAUAGCACCCCCCCUUUCCGCUAUCGAGCAAUUGCGGAGCCAGUACGGCAUCGACGUCCUUGACUUAUCUUCUCUCAUCAACCGGAUCCAUAUCGGCCAAGCAGCUCAGCACAUUCUUGCGCAUAAUCCUAGCCGUCUCGCGGGGCUGCUGCGCCGGCGGCAGAAAUCGUUUAUGUGCUAUCUAGCUGGUCGCUAUGGCCGGGGUUCUUGUCUGGAUGACGCGGUGGAGUGUCUUGCCAUCAAAGCACAGCACAUCCUCUGCCCAACUAGCCCGGCUCCCAGGACUGUUGUUUUGGCCAAGUACGGAAAGGCGUUAAAGAGUCUUCAGAUGGCGGUUGAUGACCCGGAAAUUUGGUCCAGUCCUGAUGUGCUCUGCGCUACUGAGAUUCUGAGUCUGUUCGAGGUUCUCGACACAUCUCAGGGACAGGCGUGGUCGCAGGAUCAGGCGUGGUCGCAGCACGUCGCCGGCUUUGGUCGGCUGAUACAGAUGAGGGGCCCUUCUAGGUUCAAGACAGAUUUUGAAAAAGCCCUCCUCAUCUCCGCUGCCGCUCCAAUCGUCUGCGAAGCCUUGCGCACAAACGAAGCAUGCUUCCUAGAAGCCGAAGAAUGGCGCGUCGUCUUCGAGUCCGCCGUUGUACCCGAAGAUAUCUUCACUUUCCGCAGCCCGAUGUGCAUCGUCCUCUGGCACCUUGUCUUCCGUAUGCCCGGCCUAUUUCGGGACGUCUCCCACGCUGUCUGCCACCUCGAUUCCGCCUCCUCCUCCUCGGGCACUGAGCUCGAGUGCCUCUCGGCCCGCCUUCGACAAUGGCGGAAAGACCUCAUGAAAUGGCGGAACGCUUUUCUAUCCCUCCUCGCCACAUCGCCCCCUCCUCCUGACGGCGGAGACUACUCUGAAGUUCCCGAUAACCGCUCCGAACUACUCGGCACGGUGCUUACACUGCUGAUUAUUAGCUGUAGACUCUCGGGCGCCAUGUCGACGACGAGGAGCAGGGAGAUGUUGGAGGAGGAGGCGCAGAUGUAUGCAUUUGAACUGAGAAAGCUGAAUGAGGAUGUGGCGCUGGCAAAACCUUGGGCGGGAUUCUAUCUAGACCAGAAGACGUAUGUUGCCGAAGCGACGCUGGGAACGGCGGCUGUUUGGAUGGAGCCGGGGGAGAGUGGGAAGGGGGUUGUUGAAAAAUGGCGGUUUGAGGCAUGGUGUAGGGCGAUACCGAGGCAGACUUGUUGCGGGGAGAUGGAUGAGGUGACGUGGAUGAGACUGGGACUGAAAAAUCCUUGGUGACACUAACCUUGGUCGUUUGGUAACACCAGGGUAUAAGGACACUUUGCUGCUCACCUGCUUAGUCAUGCGCUUAGUCACGCUAGAAUUGGAAUCGGCUACCUGUAAUUAUACAAUUUGUAAAAAAACGUCAUUCGAAUCACGCAAGCCAACUGGCUAUACGAUGUCACAUAAGCCAUUCGCUGCUGCUGAGUCCGAUUUUAUAAGUGCUGAGCGACAGAAGAGCC